Messenger RNA from Racocetra persica, 488 nucleotides. The record is from the annotation of a GenBank genome assembly. Lineage: Eukaryota; Fungi; Glomeromycota; Glomeromycetes; Diversisporales; Gigasporaceae.
GAACUUCAAAGUGCAUAUGAACGCAUUCGACAGCAAGAGUUAGACAUCAAAAAUUUAAAGUUUGAGCUCGAAAUGGAGCAAGGACAUGUUAAUAUAUUGAGACACGACAAUCAAAUGUUAAGACAGAUGACUGUCGAUAUGCACGUAUCAGCAGAGCAAGAAGAAGAAUAUAUUUCGAACAAACUACUAAAGCGAAUUUCCGGUCUCAAAAAAGAGAAAGGUGAAUUGCUUUUACAAGUUGAACAGGAAGAGGAAUAUUUAACUAAUACAUUGCAAAAGAAAUUAAAUCAAUUACAAAAAGAAAAAAUUGAUAUGGAAAAUGCACUUGAGCAAGAGCAAGAGUAUAUUGUGAAUCGCCUUCAGAAACAACUAGAUUCACUACGUCAACAACAAACUUACCAUCCACAUCAUUCCCGUGAGAACAGUACUUCAUCGGUUUCCACCACAGGAAAUGUCACGCCUUUACCUCCGGCCUCUCCAUCUUCCAC